Molecule: messenger RNA, 210 nt
Organism: Penicillium longicatenatum
Lineage: Eukaryota; Fungi; Ascomycota; Eurotiomycetes; Eurotiales; Aspergillaceae
Exons: 2
Coding region: 1-210 (69 amino acids)
Source: RefSeq, a predicted model, not a curated record
AUGGGUUUCGCCUCCAAAAUUGCCGCGACCCAGAACAGUCAGACCCAAAACCCCCAAGGUCAAGGUCAAAAUAUGCCUAGCAACCAAGGCACCUACGGUGGUGCACCGCCAGCUGGAUACACUGGGGGGCCGCCUGCAGCGCUGCGGCCUGGUGGAUACGUAAGUCUGAUCAGCUGCGAUGAACUCGACGUCAUGCAAUGUUUACAGUGA